AAUAAAAAAAUCGUAAUAUAUAAUUGUUUCUUUGAACUGGUUUUUCCAAAAACUUUGACGGGUGGUAGCCACCCCUAAACUUAGUGUAAAAAAAAAAAUAAAAAAAAUUAGUAUUCGUUAAUAGCCUCCUAAGGCCCAAUGGCUUACCUGUAGUACUUGGAGAGUUCGUCAUACAGACCCAGCUCAAUAAUCGGUCGUGUAGUCAUAGCGUACCACGGUCCUACGAGUAGGUCUUGAAACAAAUGCCGGCAUUUUGAUUUAAAAUUUCGCGCUAAUCUAAAAUGACGUUUCUCAAUUUCUAAACGAAUAGUUUGCCUUGUCUAUGAACAUAGUACGAAGGUCGAAAAAAAAAACAAAGUGUCAAACUGACAGUUUCCAGUCGGCAACAUGGGAGGUGCGCGAGGAAGAGGUUUGAAUGAUAAAGAAAUAGAAUUCGCACUCAGCGAUUCUGAAAUUGAAUUGGAGGACGACGAUGGUACAGAUUUGUGCGACACAGACACAAGAUUUGUGCCAAAUGGAUCCAGAGACAAUUUCUCUAGUUCUGAUGAUGAUGUACCUCUGUCGGAACUAGUUUGUAGACCUACCCGAGGCAGACCCAGAUCGCGACGUGCAGGAUCGCGACGUGCAGCUUCUAGAGGGCGUCGUCGAGGUGCGUCAAGAAGAGGAAGAUCCCGAUCUCGCAGUAUAGUAACGAUUGAUCAAAAAGAACGUCAAGAAUUUGAAAUUGAGGAGACCGCACGUGAGUGGCUAGAAACUGAUUUUAAUCCACCUGAAAUUCCGUUUACUCAGCCAGCGUAUUUUGAGAACGACUCUUCUCAAUUUUUGGACUACUAUGAUUACUUUAAGCAGUACAUAGAUGACGACCUGAUUCAACUAGUUGUUGCAAAAUCGAAUCAAACUCAUAUACUGAAGACCGGAAAAUCACUGGAUUUAUCCAAUUCCGAAUUAUAUGUCUAUUUAGGCAUUAACAUGAUUAUGUCUACUAUCAACUACCCGAUGUUGAGGAUGUACUGGGAGAAGGAGUUUCGCAUUGCUAUUAUCGCAGAUAAUAUGUCCAGAAACCGAUUUUUCCUUCUAAGAAAUGCGAUUAAAUUUGUUUAUGAUGACGAAAUUAGUCGUGAUGUUCGUGAUAUGGACAGGUUGUGGAAAGUACGGCCGCUGCUGGAUAAAAUAUUAAAAGGCUGUGGAAUGCAAACAAAAGACGAAUGUCUUUCCAUUGACGAAAUGAUUGUACCGUUUACUGGCCAGUGUGGAUUGAAACAGUAUAUCCCAAAUAAGCCCAAUCCUACCGGACUAAAAAUUUUUGUUUUGGCAAAUCCUAAUGGCAUCGUUUGCGAUUUUAAUAUCUACCAAGGGAAUGCUACUUAUCCUAACUAUGAAAAUACAAAUUUUGGCUUAGGAGAGAAGGCCGUAUUAAAUUUAACAGAAGAGCUAGCUCCAGGACACAAAUUGUAUUUUGAUAGAUACUUCACUACUCAGCGUCUAGCAAAAGAACUAAUGCAACGAAACCUGCUAUGUACAGGAACUGUAAUGAAGAACCGAAUCCCUGUCUCUGCCAGGCAGUAUGUAAAAGAAGAUCGUGAGCUCAAGGUGGAAGGUAGAGGUUCAUGCCAAGUGCUAGUGAACGACUCUGAAAAUUUUGCUCUAACAAAAUGGUUAGACAAUAAAAGCGUAACUCUUCUGUCAACGGCUCAUGCAAAAGAACCAGAAGAUUCAUGCAGAAGAUGGAGCAAGGCGAACAAACAAUAUGUUCAAGUUUCUAGACCCAUGAAUAGUUCUUCAAAGUGUGACAAUCGUGUGUGA
Molecule: messenger RNA, 1803 nt
Organism: Cydia pomonella (codling moth)
Lineage: Eukaryota; Metazoa; Arthropoda; Insecta; Lepidoptera; Tortricidae
Product: piggyBac transposable element-derived protein 4-like
Exons: 3
Coding region: 388-1803 (471 amino acids)
Source: RefSeq, a predicted model, not a curated record